Messenger RNA from Paraphaeosphaeria sporulosa, 1381 nucleotides. RefSeq lists its product as uncharacterized. The coding region runs from base 5 to 1225 and encodes 406 amino acids. The transcript has a single exon. The record is from RefSeq and is a predicted model, not a curated record. Lineage: Eukaryota; Fungi; Ascomycota; Dothideomycetes; Pleosporales; Didymosphaeriaceae.
CACCAUGGCGCCGGAUUUCCCAAGUCUCCCUUCUGAGCUUUUGUUGCUGAUACUUGAGUAUAUCCACACUUUGCCGAAUGCGACCCCAUCUUUAGCAUCCUUGUGCCUGACGUCUCAACGCAUUCGGAGCCUGGCCGAGCCAUUUCUCUAUGCGUCGUAUUCGAACGCAAAUCAGAUUGACAAGCCACACAUAUUCCCUUUAAGUCUGAUCAGUCGACCUGACCUUGCCGAUCAUGUACGAGAAAUAAAUAUACGCGUAGAAGGCGGGGUGAAUCCCAUGCCAGAAGACACAUUUCGCCACCUGCGGAAAGCUAUCGACGAGCUAGAUGUUCCAGAGUCGCUGCUAGACUAUUGGAAAAAGCUACUUGCCAGUAUAGGGAUAUUCAGAGCCGCUGCCUGUGCAGAAUUGUCAUUGCUUCUAGCCUCGCGCAAAGUACAGAACAUCUCUCUGCAAUUAAGCAGUUUGCACGAAUUCUCCCUAAUUAGCCAUAUUCUGUUCGAAACUCCCAACUGGCCAGGCAGAUUUGACCAAGUUCACUCCGUCUCAGUCGUCUCCUUACCUGGUACAUUCGACCUGCAUCUUUACAGUCUUGCGUACAUGUUCAGCAUGCCAAGCCUGCGGCGCUUCGAGAUCACGGGCUGUCAUGAACGAUCUCUUGGUCGGUCUCUAGGUUGGAAUAGCAAAGGCGAUCUCCAAAUGGACCUUGGCUGGUGGCGCCGGGUGCAAGAUUCUGGCGUGGAAUCGAUCAUCAUUCGGAAAGGUGGGGUCCCCCAUUACGCAGUCAACGUUCUACUCAAUUGCUGCAAGGCGUUGAAGUGCCUCCACGUAGAGGUGGAUCUCCCCUGGUCUGAAUGGGCGUUAUUUCAGUUCUUCCGGUUAGAAGAUGCACUGUGCCGCCAUGCAAAAUCCUUGGAAUAUCUGGCAAUCUCUCAAGAUCAGGACAACAGGAAAAGGCAGGAAGAGCCAGGUUUUCGUCACAGUGGCAUUCUAUCAUUUCUGCCCAAACUCUGCAAGCUGAAAUCAGCCGUUGCACCACUUCGCGCUUUGACCGCGAUCCCGGAAGUUGGAUCCAUUGAGAUUGUCCACAGCGAGGAUGGUUCGACAGGGGAGUUCUUUGACGACGCCGAGAUUAGAAAGUACUUGCCACCGUUCCCAGGAAAAAUUUCGAUCUGUAACGAAGAGGUGCACUACGGUGCCACAACGCACCUUUUAGAACUCGCUUAGGGUACCGUGUUACGGAUGCGUGCGUACUGUGUUCGUUAGUGGGCCCUUCACCGCCCAACAGAAGCCCAUUUCGAUCUUCUGGAAAAUCCAAUCUCAUGGAAGGGAGGCGACACAGCGUGCGAUGCAGAUAUUUGCGAUCAUGGCGGGAUCUUGCAG